Phragmites australis (common reed) is the source of this 1432-nucleotide messenger RNA. RefSeq names its product putative oxidoreductase C1F5.03c. Gene Ontology annotation, molecular function: oxidoreductase activity. Bases 71 to 1228 code for a protein of 385 amino acids. NCBI's taxonomy places the organism in Eukaryota, Viridiplantae, Streptophyta, Magnoliopsida, Poales, Poaceae. Gene Ontology annotation, cellular component: cytoplasm. The record is from RefSeq and is a predicted model, not a curated record. The transcript has 2 exons.
CCGCCUGAACCAACUACAUCGCGUACACCAACACAACUCUUUCCGGCUUCCACACACUUCCCGUCCGCCCAUGGCCGCCGCGCCGUCCGCCCCGCACCGUCGCGUGGUCAUCUGCGGCGGCGGCGUGGUCGGCGCAUGCACGGCCUACUUCCUCUCCACCCACGCCGCCGCCCCGACCGUCCCGACCCUCGUAGAGAAGUGCGCCCCGGCGUGCGCCGCCUCGGGGAAAGCCGGCGGCUUUCUCGCCCUCGACUGGUGCGACUCCACCCCGGCCCUCUCCGCGCUCGCGCGCGCCUCCUUCGCGCUCCACCGCCGCCUCGCCGCCGCCCUCGACGGCACCAACGCCUACGGCUUCCGCCCCGUCCACACGCUCUCCAUCUGCCUCCCCUCCGAGGCCCGGUCCUCCUCCCCGCACCCGCUGCUCCCGCCCUGGGUCGACCCCUCCGCGUCCGCGGCCCCGCCGCGGGAGCUCGGCACCCCGGACACCACCGCGCAGGUCCACCCCGGGCUCUUCACAAAGGCCGUCCUCGCCGCGUCCGGCGCCGAGGUCAUCAUCGACGAGGUGGAGCGCGUGGUGGUCCGUGACGGGCGCGUCGCCGGCGUCGCGGUGAAGGGCCGCGGAGUGGUGGACGCCGACGCCGUGGUGCUCGCACUCGGCCCGUGGUCCGGGCGCCUGGAGAUGGUCAGGGAGGUGUUCGACGUGUCCGGGCUCAAGGCGCACAGCAUCGUGCUCCGGCCGCGCGAGCCCGAAAAGAUCACGCCACACGCCCUGUUCCUCAGCUACCAGCCGGAGCCCGGCGCCAAGAUGCUCGACCCCGAAGUGUAUCCGCGGCCCACCGGGGAGGUGUACAUAUGUGGAAUGAGCAAGGACGAGGACGCGCCGGACGAUCCAGCGACUAUCGCGGGUGAACCCGACUCGAUUGCAAUGCUGCACAAGAUCGCCGGGAAGGUGUCCAGGCAGCUGAGGACGGGGGAGGGGGCCAAGGUGGUCGUGGAGCAGGCGUGCUACCUGCCGUGCACCACUGACGGGCUGCCGGUCAUCGGGGAGAUGCCGGGGGUGAAGGGGUGCUAUGUGGCCACUGGGCACAGCUGCUGGGGCAUCCUCAAUGCUCCAGCCACCGGCGCGGCGCUGGCAGAGCUCAUCCUUGACGGCAAGGCGAAGAUCGUCGAUCUUGCACCGUUCAGCCCGGCAAGGUUUCUCAAGAGAAGGAGCAGGCGUGGAGCGUAGCCGUAUGAGGUGCUUGAUGUGAAGGUUCAGACUUGCAAGUUGCAACUGAAUAAAACUGCUCUCGCUUGUGCCCUUACUCCUUAGCGAGGAGGGAGUUACAGAACAUGUAUCACUGAAUAAAUCAUGAAUGCUUGCUGUUCUUUACUUGUGCUAUGUUACAAAUGAUUCUAUCUUUCUAGUAACAAGAGUGUUCAUUUGGCUGGU